Messenger RNA from Monosiga brevicollis MX1, 3420 nucleotides. RefSeq lists its product as uncharacterized. The record is from RefSeq and is a predicted model, not a curated record. Bases 1 to 3420 code for a protein of 1139 amino acids. The transcript has 20 exons. Gene Ontology annotation, biological process: endosomal transport; endosome organization. Gene Ontology annotation, cellular component: endosome; WASH complex. NCBI's taxonomy places the organism in Eukaryota, Choanoflagellata, Craspedida, Salpingoecidae.
AUGAAGGAGUUUCUGGACACGCACGCGCAGCAGCUUGUUGAUGUCGAGGAUGUCGUGGAUGAUGCUAUCGGCGACGGUUGGGAUCUCAACCUGGAUCCCAUCGCCCUUGAUACCACUCCCCACGAAGCCGUCGACGUGGUCAAGCUCGUCUGGACCGAGAACCAGGUCAGUGAUUUGAGCAAACGUCACGCGUCGGUGUCCACCUCUGUCGCCCCUUCAGCGAAGACGCGCGGCUUGGAUUCGAUCUUUAGCAAGGUGAUGGCCACCUUUGUAGCCCUCUGCAACGAGAUGCAGCUGCUCCAGCGCGAAGCCGAGGAAGAACUCUACGCUCCGCUCCACAUCUACGGCGAGGGCAUGCAUGAUGGCCAAGCCGAACAAGAAGGCGAUGCUCAAUUGUGCUUUGCGAAAAUGCUCCCCGUCCUUCAACACCUGGCUACCUUUACGUCCCGCGUCGUGCAAGUCGUAAAGAACGUUGUACAGCAGUUUGCAAUGAUGUACACGUCGAAAAUUUCCGCCCAAACGAUCGAUCCUCGCGGCGUCCAUCUUCACACCGUGUUUCGAAACCUCGGCAAUCUGCUCAUGUGCAUGGCAACCCUGGACGAGAUCCUCUUCCAAAACGCGAUCUUGGCCCGCCACAAGGACCACUACAAGCUCAUGCUCAAACAUAUCAAGAGUCACUCUGAGCAGUUCCAAACAACCCGAGAGCAGCUGAUGCCCUUUGAGCAGUUUCUCAAAAUUCUUGAGGGCCUACAAGAUGGCAUGCUCUUUCAGCGCUGCGUGGACCAGUGCUUUGACGACGAUACGGUGAUGGUGUCUCCCAACACCAUUCUGCAAGGCGAGUUCCUCGAGCUCCUGCGCCUGAACACGGCCGCCCUGGAAGCGCGCGUGGGCACACCGAAGGAUCGUCGCCACCGCAACGACUUUAUGGGCCUUGUCUGCAACUACAUUCUCUUUGAGACUAUCUUUCGUAGUCAGGAUCGACGUAUGCUCAAGAGCAUUUGGGACCUGCAAAAGCAAUUGCCAGCCGUUCACAUCUAUGGCACCAUCGUCGUCAUGCCCAACGACUUUAUUCUUCAAAAGCUCCCGCACCUCAAGGCCCUUGUCGACAAGAAGUUUGCGCAGCGACCGUGGGACCGCCCUCAUGCACAUGCCUUCGCUGCCGGUCACCUCACUCGUAGCGAGGCCCAAAACAUCUACCGUCGUGUGGUGGCUUGGAUGGUACAGUUUGAUGCCAAGUUUCGUCCUGAGAUGUCGGACAUGGAAAUGCUCGAGGCGCAAAGCAAUUUCUUGCUGCAAGGCCUGCUCUUUGCAUACCAGAUUCGCCACCUUUUGACCACCUUCUUGGUCUUGCACGCCGAACUGCAAGUCAAGCUCAAUUCGGCACACGUGCGGGAAGUACUGCGGCUCGCCGAGCUGCUCAAAGCAAUCCAACAAACGUACCAUCGUCGUAGUCUCUUCGUUGCUCAAGCCAUUCAGCAAUCUGGCCAACACCUGGCUCAGACUUGCACCAAUCUGGUGACCCAGGCAUACGACCAGUCCACCAAGCGCGCCAACUUGCCGCCACGCGAGCUGGACGUGCAAAGCGCCCUUGAGCUGCUCCGUCGUUGCUGCAUCGGUCCCUCCACCCGCCUGCGCAAGCUAGCCUGUGAGGUUGCCGUGCACAUUGCCACGGGUUCCAAGCAAUUUCCCCCAGCACACGUGGAAAAGUUUUUGCGAACCCGCGAGCGCCUGGACAUGCUGCAUUCCCUUCGCGACGAGAUCAAUCGUGCCUGCGAUGCAUCAUUUUUUUACUGGCAUCGCCAUCUCUUUGGCCUGUACCUGCGCGACAUGUAUCGGGAACCACUCGAGGCCUACCGCCUGCCGUAUAUGAUGGCCACGCUCCAGGAUUGUGCCAUCGUCGCGAAGCGGGCGCAAGACUCCACCGGCGAGCCCAUCCUGACCGAGUUGCACAAGGAAAUCUUUGCCGAGCUGCAGCAGCACAUCAUUGAGCCGCUCUGCCUUGAUAUUGAGGAAGACCUACGCUUCCAAGCCCUCACUGAUGCCGUGCACCGGCGAGAUAAGGAGUCACGGAAUCCACUGAAGGCGCAAACCAAGGAUCUGGUGCACUUUUUGCGCCUCAAUCCGUUGCGCUUCAAUGGAGACAUGCUCAACAUUAAGCGUGAGGUGACUCACUACCUGGAUCGUACUUUCUACAACCUGACGACGGUGUCCCUUUCCCUGUGGGCCAACUACGCCAAGAUGCGUUCUGUGGCUGCCAUCAAAUACGGCCUCGACAUGCAGGAGACCCACUUGCCCAGUCAGACUCUGGAACAGGGCUUGGACGUCUUGGAGAUCAUGCGCAACAUCCACACCUUUGUGAGCCGCUACAACUACAACCUCAACAAUCAGAUUUUCGUGCAAAAGUCGUCCCCAAAUAAGCAUCUCAACACCAUCAACAUCCAGCACAUUGCCAACUCCAUCCGCACACACGGCACUGGUAUCAUGAACACCACCGUCAACUUCACGUACCAGUUCUUGCGCAAGCGCUUCUUCACCUUUUCUCAGUUCCUGUUUGAUGAUCACAUCAAAUCGCGUCUCCUCAAGGAUUGCCGUUUCUUCCGUGAGAACCGCGAUGAGCUGGACCAGCAGUACCCCUUUGAGCGCGCGGAAAAGUUCAACCGAGGCAUUCGCAAACUUGGCGUCAAGGCUGAUGGCCGCACAUAUUUGGACCGUUUCCGAGAGCUUAUCACGGAGAUUGGCAACGGCAUGGCCUACAUUCGCAUGAUCCGCUCUGGCGGUUUGAACAUGUGCUCCAACUCGAUUCGCUUUCUCCCAGAUGUGACGGAUGUCGAGUCUUUUGUGGAGAUGCUGGAAGAGGCCGGUGCGCCCGAGCCCGACACCUUGCAGGCAGCUCGAAACCUGGACGCUGUUGUCAAUGACUUGGUGCAGCGUUUUGCCGAGGGCAGUGAUUACUUCAAGAUGCUGGUGGACAUCUUCGCCAAAGAGUUUCGCGCGGACAAGAACGCCCACUUGAAGAACUUUUACAUGAUGGUGCCUCCGCUGACGGUCAACUACGUGGAGCACAUGAUCUCGGCCAAGGAUCGCAUCACCAAAAAAAACAAAGACGGCGCCUCUUUCACUGAUGACGGCUUUGCCAUGGGUAUUGCCUAUAUCUUGAAGUUGCUGGAUCAGUACGAAGCCUUCGAUUCACUACACUGGUUCCAAGCCUGCCGCGCUCACUACCAGGGAGAAAAGUCUCGUGUGGUGGAGUCCAAGCGCACUCAGCGAGACGACGGCAAACUUCAAGAGGCCAUGUCCCUGAGCCUCAAGCGAGUUGAGCGUUAUCAGCGGGAGAUGGACAUGCUCUUUUUUUCACUGAGCAGCGCCCGCAUCUUCUUCCGAGCCGAUAAGGUAAUUGCUCAUGCGCUGGUGAAUUUAUAG